Molecule: messenger RNA, 597 nt
Organism: Orcinus orca (killer whale)
Lineage: Eukaryota; Metazoa; Chordata; Mammalia; Artiodactyla; Delphinidae
Product: transcription initiation factor TFIID subunit 12-like
Exons: 1
Coding region: 16-474 (152 amino acids)
Biological process (GO): RNA polymerase II preinitiation complex assembly; DNA-templated transcription initiation
Cellular component (GO): transcription factor TFIID complex; SAGA complex; SLIK (SAGA-like) complex
Molecular function (GO): DNA binding; protein heterodimerization activity; TBP-class protein binding
Source: RefSeq, a predicted model, not a curated record
AAAGGGCAUUAGAUUAUGAACCAGUUUGGCCCCUCAGCCCCAGUCAACCUGUCCAGUUUCUCAUCAUUAAAACCGGAACCAGCUAGCACCCCUCCACAAGGCUCCAUGGCCAAUAGCCCUACAGCGGUAAAGAUCCCAGGUGCUACUGGGACGGUAGAGUGUCUCAGCCCUGAAAACAAUCAGGUAUUGACCAAGAAGAAGUUACAAGACUUAGUAAGAGAAGUGGAUCCUGAUGAGCAAUCGGAUGAAGAUGUGGAGGAGAUGCUACUGCAGAUUGCUGAUGAUUUUAUCGAGAACGUGGUGACAGCAGCCUACCAGCUUGCUCGGCAUCGCAAGUCCAGCACCCUGGAGGUGAAAGAUGUCCAGCUGCAUCUAGAACGCCAGUGGAACAUGUGGAUCCCAGGGUUUGGCUCUGAAGAAAUCCGACCCUACAAAAAAGCUUGCACCACAGAAGCUCACAGAGAAUGCCAUUGAUCUGGAAAACAACCAAGAAAUAACACACGGAAAGGUCAGGGAAUGGACAACAAUGUAUUUGGAGAUACUUGAGCUGAGACCUCAGUUAUCUCAUCCUUGGAUUUUUUUUUUAAUGCUUUACAG